Molecule: messenger RNA, 1691 nt
Organism: Leguminivora glycinivorella
Lineage: Eukaryota; Metazoa; Arthropoda; Insecta; Lepidoptera; Tortricidae
Product: ubiquitin-like protein 7
Exons: 8
Coding region: 128-1285 (385 amino acids)
Biological process (GO): ubiquitin-dependent protein catabolic process
Cellular component (GO): cytosol
Molecular function (GO): polyubiquitin modification-dependent protein binding
Source: RefSeq, a predicted model, not a curated record
UGAAUUGUGGUUUUGUUAGCAAACGCAAGAAAAUACACAUUCGUUUUUCUGGAGCAUAUUUUGUGUCUUACAUUAAUACAAGCGGAAUACUAUUCCUUUUGUUGGAGUUAUCUGUAGUUAAAUAAAUAUGGAUAGUGCACCCUGUGUAUUUUUAGGCAUCAAAGUAAAGCCGGGGCCUAUUGAACGGUUUAAAUUAGAAAACUUCGGCCUCGAUAACACUGUCGAGAAUUUAAAAAUUGAGGCCGAAAAGAAGUCUAACGUACCGUCUGCAUCUCUGGAAUUAAUUCACCAUGGAAAAAUUCUCAAACCUGAGGCCACAUUGCAAGACUGCGGGGUGAAGAGUGGUGAAAUGGUGCAUGUUGUCAAAAAGAAAGUGCCGGCUGCUGCGCCUCCACCUCCCACUUACUCGGACGCUGAGUUGCAACAGAUAGCUAACUCGCUGAGAACUUUGGGAUGCACACCCAAUGCUCCUGGGUGGACUAGAGCUAUGCAGCUAUUAAAUGAUGAAUCAGCCAUGAACGAAAUUCUCGAACACGCCCCAUCUCUCAGAGAGGAUUGUGUCACGCUGUCAAUGCUACACGAAGUCGAGUUGCUAGCCGCGUUGGGUGCCAACGUAAGCACCAUGAGGCGAGCAGCCAACGCUCAUCCAGACUUGCCAGCAGCCCUAAGGCAUCUUACGAGACUGGUGCAUACAAGAGCCAAUACUUCUACGUCUAAUGACAAUGUGCCAACAUCAGGUUUCGCAUAUUCUCUCGAAGCAUUGUCUGAAGAUGAAGAUGCGGAUGAAGAAGAAAAUGAAGAAGGGGAAAGGAAUACUAUUACUCAAGAGCAGUUCGCUGCUGCGUUGCAGGCGGCGACCGAGGCAGUUUCAGCCUCUUCAAGCCGCGGCGGCAGCGCCGGCGGCGGUCAAGACUCCCUGCUGCGAUUGCUGCAGGCGGCCGGCGCUGGCUCCGGCCGCAGUGACAGCAAUGAAGAGACGCCUGCUGCUAGUUCUAACACAGGCACCGGUCGCUCUGUGAUCACUCCGGAAAUGUUCAGCGAAGCCAUCUCAGAGGUGUUCAACCGAGGAGGAACAGCCAACCGGCCCUCUGGCACGCCUAUGGAGCAAAGUACUGCAGCAUCCUCGUCAGCGAGCCCUGGAGAAGACUUCUCAUCUCAGCUGACGCGUAUGCACGAGAUGGGGUUACUGGACGACGCACUCAACGUGCGUGCUCUACUCAUCUGCUCGGGCGAUGUCAACGCAGCUAUCAACCUGGUGUUCAGUGGCGCUAUUGCUGACGAAUAGGUCUUUUGAUUUAAUACCCUGUACUAGAUGCACCGAUGGGACAGUCAUACAUUGAAAUCUCAUUGUAAAUCACCUAUUAAACCCAAUGAUACUUGAUAGAUUUACUUUUAAAAUGGAAUUUGAAAAUGUUUGAGGGGAUAUUCUGUGACUGAUUAUGCAAGAUUCCCACCGACCGACCGACCGGUUGGCGCCGGACCGCAUUUUCAACGCGCCUGAUAAAUUUUGUAUCCGCGAGGAUAAGACCGGCUUAUGGACAUACAAUUUAAAAGCGCCCGUUUAGUGGGAAUCUUAUUGUAGCAAUAGACAUGAGUCCAACAGUUUAUAAAAACUAAACUUUCUCCUUGUGAUUUUGCUUUGAAUAACUAUGAUGAUAUAAUUCGUGACGAAUAAAAUUGAAGUGAAACAA